GGGAUGACCUGUGGGAAGAAGAGAGCCCGAGGGGCCUGGCUGUCCCGAAAUUGAAGGGGAAAUUUAAUUUAUUACAAUUGAUUUCCCACGUAUUUCCUCAUCCCAGCCUGCUGAGCCUGGCAGUCCCUGCGGUCGCUUGAAAACUGGUGAUACCCUGACGGCCCCCGACGGAGAUUGAGCCUGGCUGGGACGAGGGGACCCCCGGGCUGCUGUUCGAAGGCCUUUUGAUCCUCCUCUUUGUUUUUGGAAUUUAAAGGUGCGGCAUCAUGGUUAUGAAAGCUACAGUAGAAGAUGAUGAUUCAGGAUGGGAACUCGGUAUGCCUGACAAGAUGGAAAAGAGUAAUACCAGCUGGAUAGAUAUAACCCAGGAUUUUGAAGAAGCUUGUAGAGAACUGAAGUUAGGAGAAUUGCUUCAUGACAAGCUUUUCGGUCUUUUUGAAGCCAUGUCUGCCAUUGAAAUGAUGGAUCCUAAGAUGGAUGCUGGUAUGAUUGGAAACCAAGUUAACAGAAAGGUUCUUAACUUUGAGCAAGCUAUUAAGGAUGGCACCAUUAAAAUAAAGGAUCUCACUUCACCUGAACUGGUAGGAAUAAUGGACACGUGUUUUUGUUGUUUGAUAACAUGGUUAGAAGGACAUUCCUUGGCACAGACAGUAUUCACUUGCCUUUAUAUUCAUAAUCCAGACUUCAUAGAAGAUCCUGCUAUGAAGGCUUUUGCUCUUGGAAUCCUAAAAAUCUGUGAUAUUGCCAGAGAAAAGGUUAACAAAGCAGCUGUUUUUGAGGAGGAAGAUUUUCAGUCAAUGACUUAUGGAUUUAAAAUGGCCAACAGUGUGACAGAUCUUAGAGUUACAGGUAUGCUAAAAGAUGUAGAAGAUGACUUGCAAAGACGAGUGAAGAGCACCAGAAGUCGACAAGGAGAAGAGAGAGAUCCAGAAGUUGAACUUGAACAUCAACAAUGUUUAGCUGUCUUCAGCAGAGUGAAGUUUACCCGCGUCUUACUGACUGUCCUAAUAGCUUUUACAAAAAAAGAGACAAGUGCAGUUGCAGAAGCUCAGAAACUAAUGACUCAGGCAGCUGACUUGCUCUCUGCUAUACACAAUUCACUGCAUCAUGGUAUGCAGGCACAGAAUGAUACCACUAAAGGAGAUCAUCCUAUUAUGAUGGGGUUUGAGCCACUUGUUAAUCAGAGAUUGCUGCCUCCAACUUUCCCUCGAUAUGCAAAAAUUAUUAAAAGGGAAGAGAUGGUCAAUUAUUUUUCCAAACUAAUAGACCGAAUAAAAACUGUAUGUGAAGUAGUCAACUUAACUAACUUGCACUGUAUACUGGACUUUUUCUGUGAGUUUAGUGAGCAAUCACCAUGUGUUCUUUCAAGAUCCUUGUUACAGACAACUUUCCUAGUAGAUAACAAGAAGGUGUUUGGUACUCACCUCAUGCAAGACAUGGUUAAAGAUGCCUUAAGGUCUUUCGUCAGUCCUCCAGUACUUUCUCCGAAGUGUUGUCUUUAUAAUAACCACCAGGCAAAAGACUACAUUGAUUCCUUUGUCACACAUUGUGUUCGGCCAUUCUGUAGUCUGAUUCAAAUCCAUGGACACAACAGAGCUCGUCAGAGAGAUAAACUGGGUCACAUCCUUGAGGAAUUUGCCACACUACAGGAUGAGGCGGAGAAAGUAGAUGCAGCGCUUCAUAGCAUGUUACUGAAGCAGGAACCACAAAGGCAACAUUUGGCUUGCUUGGGCACCUGGGUCCUAUAUCAUAACCUUCGUAUUAUGAUACAGUAUCUUCUCAGUGGCUUCGAGUUAGAACUUUACAGUAUGCAUGAAUAUUACUACAUCUAUUGGUAUCUCUCCGAGUUCCUCUAUGCCUGGCUGAUGUCAACACUGAGCCGUGCCGACAGCUCCCAAAUGGCAGAGGAGAGGAUAAUGGAGGAACAACAAAAAGGCCGUAGUAGUAAGAAAACGAAGAAAAAGAAGAAAGUUCGCCCUCUCAGCAGAGAGAUCACCAUGAGUCAAGCAUACCAAAAUAUGUGUGCUGGGAUGUACAAGACAAUGAUCGCUUUUGACAUGGAUGGCAAAGUAAGAAAACCUAAGUUUGAACUGGAUAGUGAACAAGUUCGAUAUGAGCACAGAUUUGCUCCAUUCAACAGUGUUAUAACACCACCGCCAGUGCACUACCUGCAAUUUAAAGAAAUGUCUGAUUUAAAUAAGUAUAGCCCACCUCCUCAGUCAUCAGAUCUCUACAUGGCAGCUAGCAAGCACUACCAGCAAGCUAAAAUGAUUCUUGAGAACAUUCCAAAUCCAGACAAUGAGGUCAAUCGAAUUCUAAAAGUUGCAAAACCCAAUAUUGUGGUCAUGAAGCUGCUGGCUGGAGGCCACAAGAAAGACUCUAAGAUUCCUCCAGAAUUCGACUUCUCUCCUCAUAAAUACUUCCCAGUUGUGAAGCUUGUUUGAAGGACAAGAGAUUUUUCUUAGGAUACCUGAAGAAUAUCUGUGUGGCAAAUACCAACUGUAGGAGAGGGAGCAACUAGUGCUGCACUUGGACUACGAGGGACGUCCAGGAUAAAAGUACUGUUAUGUGGAAUAUUUGUAGUCUGCUGCCUUUAUGUGAUUGAAUGACAACUGCUGUUUUAAAGUGGUUUGUAUAAAUUUGUUGGAUUUUUUGCGUGAAGCUGAUUCUAAUCAACUGUAUUAUUAAAGAAUGUUGUAUCUUAGUUGAUAUUAUUACAGAUUCUAAUCAAAAAUAAUUUUUAUUACUGAGUUCUGACAAAGUGAUGGGCUAGGAACGGAAUAAAAAUCAUGCAAUAGAGCCUCAUAUCUGAUGUGCACAGCUGAGCUACUGCAGUUCUGCAUUUAACAAAGUCACCUGGAAAGAUUUUGAGUUUCUAUGUUUUUGCUUAAUUGUAUCAGAACUGCUCACUUUUCAAGCAGUGAAAUGUUGGGGUUUUUUUCUCUCACCACAUCCUUCAAGCUAAAAUUCUCUUUUUAGAGACUGAGAGCUGAUAAAAAUUAGUCAUUUAGCUAUUGAGUGAUUCAUAGUUGGAAUUUGUUCCUUUGUCUUUUUUUUCUCAAAAUGCUGGAGAAUCUACAGAGCAGACACUGCAGUAGUCAAUAGCAAUAGCACCAGACACUGAGGACUCUAUUUACCAACUCUGCAACUUUGUUACAAUCCUAGUAUUUGCUCGUGCAAACAAGGGAUUGCUGCAUGUGCAUGAUCUUUAUCCUCCAUUUUUUGACUGCAAUGGGGCCACUGGAUCCUACUGUGUUUUGUAGUAAUUUACAGGUAGAUAUCCAAAACAGGAGAUGCCCCAAAUCUAUCCUUGCCUUCCUGGAAUAGUUCUGCCUCCCAAGCUUUCGGAUGUACAGUAACAGAAGUAAGCCUUUGUGUUGUAGCAAAAGAGCAACCUUUUGCUACAAGUAAGGAAAAAAUGUGCAAAAAAGCAGACCUGGCCCUGGCUAUGUCAUACCUGGGCCAUACAAGCAAAUACUUUUGUGGACAGGACGACUCUUCAUUUUGCUGUACAAUAACUUCUGCCAUAGGGAUGGGCUUGUAACUCCAUACUGACCAUACAAGACAUUUUUUGGUGUUAAUCCUAUCACCUAAUUUUACUGUAGAUUAAUAUCACUUCAUCUUCCAUCCCCUGAGCAGCAGCACUGCUGAGCUAGAACUUGAAUACAAUGAGUAACCUCUAAAGUGGAACACCCACUUGUCUUCCAACAAUUUGCAGCUUCCUAAAAUAAGCAGAAGUACUGUCAUGGAGACAUGUUUUUUCCAAAUUGUGCUAAGGAGAUGGUAUAUUACAUUACAUGUUUGCUUAUCAUCAUGAUUAACAUACUUGAAUGCUUCCAUAUAGCUGCCAAAGGAAUAAAAAGCCUGGAAAUAUGUAGGUGUAAAAUGGCACAGGGCAUUCAUUUGGCAUCUUGGGAAAGAUUUUGUGACUAUUUACAUCUUAAAAAUCCUGAACAACGUAACAGUAUCUCAGGGACAGCCUUUGUUAUUUUUCCAAAGUAAGCAGCAAGUAAAAAAGAAAGCAAAUUACAUGUGAUUUGCAGAACCUAGAAAAUAGCAAUAAUAAUAUUUCCCCUUUUCAUUGCAACUAGAACUGGAUGGAUUGUGCAGAAUGACAGCAGUAUACUAGAGAAGAUUACUUUUAAAUGCUUACAUAAAAUGGUCAGGUUUAGUUGUAAAGAACACCAAACCAAAGUGCUAAUAUAACACCAAGAUGGUUACAGAAUACUAAUGCCUCACACAACUAAAAACUUUAGUGAGAGACAACACUAUGUACACGAUGGUUCCAAAUUAAUCUCUUGUUCAACUAAGGGUCCUUUAAUUCUAAAAUUUUAUACAGUAGACAUACAGGCCUCUUGCUUACUAGAAAUCUUAUCACCUGAGUUAGAUUGAAGCACUUGAAGUCAUUGUGAAUAAAACUGUAGUCCUUCAUGCUUUUGAACAUUGAUCUUAUGCAGGUUUUCAGACCCUUUGCCCUUAGAGGUUUACAAGUGUGCUUUGUCCAGAGGUGGUCAUAUUUAUGGAGGACAACAUCCAGUUGGCUAGAAGAAGCCCAAACAUGUAUAGAAGAAUAGCCAAAACAAUUAGUUUUAAAAUAAUUCUCUGGCAAUAUAUUAAUUACCAUAAAGUGUUUGAUUCUUUGGAAUUUUUAACUUGAUACUGGUAAAGCUAUUCAUUCAACUUGAAUAUAGUGUUUCACUGUCUAUUUUUUACUGUUAGAAUAUAUGCUUUUUAACAAUCAAUAUUAAAAUCCUGAUAAAUUAAAA
Cyanistes caeruleus (blue tit) is the source of this 4766-nucleotide messenger RNA. NCBI's taxonomy places the organism in Eukaryota, Metazoa, Chordata, Aves, Passeriformes, Paridae. The record is from RefSeq and is a predicted model, not a curated record.